AUGUCCCAAAACGGCAAUAUUCAGCCUCAGGCUUACCCCUCCCUCAAUAUCCCCGCAUCGUCCACAUGUCUGGAUGUCAGCAUCAUCAACACUUCGACCAACUUAGUUUGCCCUGCCGACGGUUUUGUCAAGCCUGUAUUGAAGGGCCAUGAAGCGAUCAACAUGCCAACAUGUUCGUUCCAUAUCCGCCACCCCUCCGGAAAAGAGAUCCUCUUCGACUUGGGCUGCCGAAAAGAUUGGUGGAACUUCUCUCCGGCAGUAGUUGCGUCGGUCAAAAAGCUCAUUCUUGGAUUGGACAUUACGAAGGACGUCGCUGAGAUACUCACGGAAGGUGGUGUGGAUCUGAACCGCAUCAACUCCAUCGUAAUCUCGCACUGGCACUUUGACCACACUGGAAACCCAUCACUUUUCCCCAAGUCUGCAGAGCUCGUUUUUGGCCCUGGGUUCAAGGAGGAGUUCACGCCCGGCUACCCAACGAACCCGAAGGGCGUGAUGCUCGACUCCGAUUUUGAGGGCCGAAAUGUGCGCGAGGUGGCAUUUUCGCAAGACUUCAAGAUCGGAGAUUAUGAAGCGCAUGACUUUUUCGGAGACGGCUCAUUCUACGUGCUCAACGUGCCCGGGCAUGCCGUUGGCCACAUAUCAGCUCUUGCCCGCACGACUCCCGAUACCUUUGUGUUCAUGGGAGGCGACGUAUGCCACUUUGGAGGAUCCUAUAGGCCCACCAUCUACGCACCUAUGCCGGAGACUAUUCCAGAAGACGUCCCACUGGAUCGGAACCGCUUUCGCUUGCCGUGUCCGUGCUCGAUGUUCACAGCCUGCCAUCCGGACCAACAGAACGCGCGCACGAAGCCGUACUACGAGGUGAGUCGAGAGGAGGGUAGCUGGUACGUCGACCCGCCGUCGGCACAACAGUCGAUCAAUCGACUGAAGGCUUUCGAUGCGGAUCCCAACGUCUUUGUGUGCAUAGCGCAUGACGAAGGUCUGGUAGACGUGGUCGAUUGGUUUCCAAACGGAACAAUCACCGAGUGGAAGAAAAAAGGGUGGAAGGAAAAGAGCCGAUGGGGCUUUCUCAACGCGUUGCCAAUUGAUGGAAAGCCUGCGGCGGAGCCCUUCUGCCCCGGUUUGAUGAAAGAUGGAAAAGUUGCAAACCUUUAA
Diplodia corticola is the source of this 1155-nucleotide messenger RNA. Its product is annotated as metallo-beta-lactamase superfamily protein. Bases 1 to 1155 code for a protein of 384 amino acids. NCBI's taxonomy places the organism in Eukaryota, Fungi, Ascomycota, Dothideomycetes, Botryosphaeriales, Botryosphaeriaceae. The record is from RefSeq and is a predicted model, not a curated record. The transcript has a single exon.